UAGCAGGAAAAGGUAGAUUACACUUCCGAGUCAAGGAAAGUAAAGCGCGACUCCACGUGAAUCGCCAAAGUAAGUAAAUCACUCCUCAUAUAGUUGCAUUCUAAUAAUGGAAAAGUUUGCAUAAAUAGUAAGGAAGAUAACUCGCACAGUACUACCUUUCUUAUUGAUGUGUUAAAGAAGAUUUAACGUUGGCUUCUUGCAAUAAAAUGUAGCAUGCGUUAGCUAUAGCCAACAUGCCGGUCGGGACACAAGGGAUAUCAUUUGAAAUAUUAGGCUUCAUGUUAGUCUCGUAUUGUUCUUACUAAUAGGCAUACGUGAUAAGACUUGGAUGAGAAAUGUAUUUAGGCUACCAGACUUUCUCCCUGGGCGUCACUGGUCUUAUGGUUGAUGUCUAUGACAAUAACAACACCACUAAUGCGUGCACCAUUUGUUAUUGAAAACAUAAUUUGGCCUUAAAUUUUGUUGUGAAUGUAUACAUUGUGUCUGGAUUACGUUUAUUUAAUAUCAGACGGAUUCGGCCGAGGAAGUGAUCUUCGUUUUAGAAAAACCUGCACGUAGGGCCAAUGAGAUUAUCAUCAACAAGGAUAAUCGACUGGCCCUCCAGAGAGACAUUGACCAGGAAUCACAGCCCAGAGAACCGAAAAGACUUUUGUUAGCACAGGGGAUGGUAACCCUAGACAUGGUGAAAGGCGACAUGGCAGAAGCGGAUGAACGACGUGAAAAAGAGACGCUGGCGAAGGAGAAGAAACAGAAAGGUCGGAAAAACAAAGAUGCAGCCUACUGUGAGGACGAUAAGAGCUUCAAGACGGCUAAGAAAAAGAAGGAUGAGGUAACCAAGGAAGGUUCUCUAAACACAGAGAAGAAGAAGACGAUGAAGAAGAAAAGGGAGCUUGAAGACCAGGAAGAACCUUCUGGAAAGAAAAAGAAGGAUGAGGUAACCAAGGAAGGUUCUCUAAACACAGAGAAGAAGAAGACGAUGAAGAAGAAAAGGGAGCUUGAAGACCAGGAAGAACCUUCUGGAAAGAAACAGAAGAAGCUCAAGAAAACCAACCACAAAUCGGUUCAGUCCAAAUCAGAGGAAGAAGAAGUGUUGGCUACGAAAAAGAUCAAGUCUAAAAAGGUCAAGGCCCAGAAUCCAAGUGAGGUGAUAAAUAUAGACGAAAGUGAGGAGGAGGAGGUCGUUGUGAUGAAGAAGACGACAAAGAAGAAGACGACGGGAUCUAAAACAUCUGUGACCAAGACGAUAGCCAGUGAGGAAGAAUCCCAGGGGGUCGAUCAGAAGGCCAAGAAGAGUAGAGCGCAUUUAGAAAUGGGCAAGGACACGCUCGAAACUGUCCAGAAGAAGAAAGGAAAGCAGGAGGAAACCAAGCCUAUCAAAGGGAAGAAAGGGUCCAGUCGUGUUGUGGUCGUGGAGGAAGAUGGUCCAAAGCCAAAGAAGAAACAGGAAAUAAAGGGGGGGAAAAGAGAGGUUUCCCUGAAGGUCGAGGUCGCCCAGGAGGUGAGCGUCGUCGACGAUAAGCAGCAGAAGAGUAAAAAAAAGAAAAAUGCUAAGGUAGACAAACAGACAGCCGUCAAGGAUAUGGCACAGAAUACGGAGACGUUUGUCUUUGUGGCCUCUGACUCGAAGGGCAAAGUAAAAGGGGGUAUGAAGGGAGCUCCAGAAGAAAUCAAAACGAAGGCAAAGAAGGAGGAGGUAGAAGUCAGUGUGGACAAGGAGGAGAAGAAGAAGAAGAGGAGAAAGAAGAUCAAAUUGGAGGAGGAGGCCCCUCAGCCACCCCCAGAGGCGACCCCCCACAAGGAUGUGGUGUUCUUGUCGGAAAAAACUGGAAACAGGGACGAGGUGACCAUUAAUCAGGAAAGAAGACUGGCUCUACAGAUGGACAUCGACAAAGAAUCCCAUCCCCCAACGAAACCUUUGGGCUUUGGCCAGUGGGGAACGGCUCAGUUCGAGAGCACUGACAAACAGCAGAAGUUUCUGCGGUUGAUGGGCGGUUUCAAGAAGGAGGGCAACAAUGCUAGUCCCAGCGGGCCCUGCAGUGCGCGGUCCAACAUGGCCCUGGCUGGGGAGAAGCAGCAGGAUUUGCAGCAGGCCCUUCUGGGGGAGUUUGAGCGUGCGCAGUCGAGACGAGUGGAUUUUAGCAGCAGAGGUGCAGGACUCGGUUUUUCUUCCGCGCCACCCAGCAAGAAGUUUUCCAUAGACGCCAAUGCAAGUCGAUCGGUCCGCUUCGACGAUUGACGCAAUAAAAUCGACUGUAGUUGUGGUUCCAGGGACAUCAGGUGUAUGUUGUUUUUUUUAUCUUUUUGUUUUGGUCAACAUAUUUAUACUUGGAGCUCCAUAGGAUGUUAUUGAGAUAAUGCAGGAGGAAUUAUAUGAUUGACAUAUUAUGCAAGGAGAACUCUACAGGUCCGCUGUAAAAUCCCAGAUCCUUAAAUAAGAAAUAUAGCCUGGACAAACAAGUUGUCUUUUUAGGGUCUAGUGGUUUUAAAUUGUCUGUUUUUAGGAUAAAUGUCUAUUUGGCCGUCCACUCAGAUUGAGUGCAAGAAAUGCCUGAUGUACAUACCUUGUAUCCAUUAGGCAUGUGAUUCAAAGUUAAACAGAUCAUUUCUUCAUUACCCUGACUUGAAUAUCACAUUGUAUUUUUUUGGAAAUUGUUGACGCAAUAAACUUUGCAAAAACGUUAACAUGCAAAUCUCUCCUUAAGCUCAUGAAUUUUCUGAUUUAUAUGUACGGAAGAGUUGCCCUUCAACUAGGUCCGGAGGCUAAACAAAUCAAACACUUAUCAUAGGA
Messenger RNA from Gadus chalcogrammus (walleye pollock), 2788 nucleotides. It is a transcript of the gene knop1, whose product is annotated as lysine-rich nucleolar protein 1. Bases 665 to 2236 code for a protein of 523 amino acids. NCBI's taxonomy places the organism in Eukaryota, Metazoa, Chordata, Actinopteri, Gadiformes, Gadidae. The transcript is spliced from 6 exons. The record is from RefSeq and is a predicted model, not a curated record.